AUGCCAGGCAACCCUAGAGCAGCCACUGUCGAGGAUUGGGACGAGAGAACGCACGAAAUCGUACCCGACUCUCAACAAGUGGCUAAUACUGGUGCAAAAGUUUCUUCCAGGUUGGAUCACAGAUUCCCGGAGCCACUGAUCGACGGCGCGAGUGACUCAGGUUAUUCUAGUCGCACCGCCGCCACCGUCAACAGCACCCAAUCUGGGCCGUCGGGCGGGAAGAGCCCCCCUCCCGUUCUUAAGCAAGGCGCGCCCAAAACCGAUCUCACCAGAAAAUCCUCCCGACGAGACCGCAAGGACAAGGAACGUGCUGCCCGGCCGGACGAGACGAUGCAAAUGGGUGCCUAUCCGGGCCCCGGCUACAUUCAGCCUCGUGCGCCCCGGUCGCCGUCCAAGCCCCGCCGACGAGACUCAUAUCUUCGACAGCCAGACGUCUUCUACGAAGGGAAUCACACUCAGUACCACCCCUCCACCCCCGUCGAUUCACGACCCAUGGAGUUCCCACCCCACCAACCCUACUACGGGAGGCCUCCCAUGCCGGACUACCACAUCCCACAACAGCCCGUCGGAUAUCCCAUGGAGGAAUACCAUACUAGCCGCUCAGGACGCCCACAUUCCGCUUAUGGCCCAGUGUAUCACUCAGAUCGAGCCGUGGGUUGGCAAGUAGCACCGUCUCGAGGAUAUGCACCACCGCCGCAGCCGCAGCAGCAAUAUCAUCACUAUGAGCAUGGCCCUCCAGUAUCGUCCGCUUGGCACCAGGGAUCCUACUCGUCAUCACCACACUAUGGCCCUCAAGGCAACUUUCCACAGGAAUACUAUUCCCAGGACUACCCGUACCAGCGUGAGCGAUCCGAGUCUCGUGAGCCAUCCCGGCGUCGUAACUCAAUGUAUGGAGUUCCACCUCCGCCACCGACCGAACCUGAGGUCUUUCCGGAUUUCGAGGAAGAUGUAGAGCAAUACUACGCUCGUCAGCCACGCGACAAACCACGUGGUCGUGGAACAAUCCAACCAAGUGUGGAUUAUUUCGACGAGGAUGCGGUGAAGAUGCCACCGCCACCUCCACCUCCACCUGGCUCAAGAAGCAGAAACGCGCCACAAAUUCACCAAGCCAAGCGGCCUGAAGCUCGGAAAUCUCACACUGCUGCCGCUGCCGUUCCCUCUCAACGUCGUUCCUCCAAAGCACUGGACAUGGGCGAUGUGAGAGAUGCUCUGCCUGAACUCGACUACCCCACCCGCCGGGUGUCGAGGGAGGUUGCUCUACCGGAACGCAGCCAGAGCCAAAGCCUGCGCAGCAGCAGACGAUCCAAUUCGUACCAUGACAACCCCCGGGGUGCUCGCAUAGCAGUGGCGAGCAGCGGGAGAAGACGUCCGGAGUCCGUGUACUACGACGUCGAUGAACGCGCUGAGAGCCCCGCCAUGGAAGAUCGUGUUGGAGCAGCCGAAAGAUACCAGGCUGUCACUGCCGGCCGUUCCACCGCACAAUUGCCCCUGUCCCAGGAGACGCUUAUGUCCAAGGUAGGAAACGGCCUCGGUAGUGACAACGGCAGCCAAAAGAGCCGAUCAAACAGCAGUCGUGGCAGUGCCACCAAGACUGAAAAAGAAGCUCAGAACAUGACCCUUAACAUGAACGGAAUGACUAUCGCAUUUGCUGAGGAAAGCCUCGCUGGCAAGUCCAUCAGCAUUCGCACGGGAGACCAAGGAGCCAUGCAGUUUAAUAUUACUGAUGGCACCACCCGUCGACCAAAGGCAUACGUUCAGGGGUCCUCCUACUCUGAUAAUACGCAUACGGGCGGCUCCACCCGCCGAGUUCUGGAAGAUGGACGACGUGCUCGCGACCGAAACGACGAUCGACGAUCGGAGAGAUCUGUUCACCAGUCUACUGGCCACCGGUCCAACCGGUCCUACUCUCGCCGAUACCAGAUCUAA
Molecule: messenger RNA, 1926 nt
Organism: Penicillium pulvis
Lineage: Eukaryota; Fungi; Ascomycota; Eurotiomycetes; Eurotiales; Aspergillaceae
Exons: 1
Coding region: 1-1926 (641 amino acids)
Source: RefSeq, a predicted model, not a curated record